This is a messenger RNA of Uranotaenia lowii, 2128 nucleotides long. RefSeq names its product T-cell activation inhibitor, mitochondrial. The coding region runs from base 433 to 1917 and encodes 494 amino acids. Gene Ontology annotation, cellular component: mitochondrion. The transcript is spliced from 3 exons. Lineage: Eukaryota; Metazoa; Arthropoda; Insecta; Diptera; Culicidae. The record is from RefSeq and is a predicted model, not a curated record.
CAAAUCUGUAAGCAUGAAUUCCAAAUUCUUUUAGUUUGGUUGUCACCGCUGUGUAAUUAAGGUUUAUAUUGUAAAUUGAAUUGCAUCAAUGGAAUUCAUCAAACAAUCAAGUUCCAAUCCAAAACAUGAUACAUAUAUAAAAAAAUAAUAUCUAGGUACUUAAAGAAAAACGUAUGCCCAAUGUUCUAAAUAUUAAGUACUUAAUCGUAAUCUGAGAUUGCAAUAGAACUCUCCAAAAAAUUGAGGUUUUACAAAAAUUAAAAAUACAUUCGUCCUAUUAAAAAUGAUAUUAUAACAAAAUGUUUCCGAAGGAAUGUAAUACAGUUUUAGCUUACACUUUUUUCAGUGUCGACUGCAGAUUUUGUUAUUGUUGACAUUUUCGGCAUAUUGAUAACAGGGGCAGAUCGAAAUAGUAACGCAAAUUAGAAAAUUAUGAAUAUCUAUUUGAAGAAAUGUAUAUCACACAAUCCCAGUGCAGCCCUAAUUUACCGAAUGCUCAGUUCCUCCGAGGUGGCGACCGCACUCAGGCCGUUCUAUUUCGCCGUUCAUCCAGAUCUAUUUGGACGUUAUCCCCAGCAAAGGCAGACCAAUGAAGAGUCCCUAAAGUUACUCAGCGCCCAUCUAGAAUCCUUACUCAGCCAAGGACGCAUAUUGCCAUCCUCACCAAAAAUGUUAUCGUUUUAUGUUAGAGCUUCCAACGCACCUGAACACCGGGGGACAUUUAAUCUUGUCAAAGUGCCCUUGGAGAGAACAGGGGACACGAAACAGGUGUUAAGGAAAAUUCUGCAAUCAUGUCAUCUUUCGACGGAGUAUGUUGACAAAAUGAUUUCAAGCAGCACAGGAACGGACACUAAAGGAAAAACCUCUAGAGCUAAGACUAGAUCCAACCAAGAAGAAGAAUUUCGUAAGCGUCAAAGCACAGACCAAAACGAUUCACCAUUCGAAAGUGAAUUUGACAUUUUUCAAUUUCGAAUCAAGAAAGCUCGUGAAAACGAAUCGCUCAAAUUGUGGCUUCAGAAGCAUAUGGUCACGGCUAAUGUGCGGAACCGAGCAAUUCAGGAAACGAAAGACGAAGUGGAAAAACUCCGGGAGGCUAUGAUCAAACAACUCGGAGUGGCUGAUAUAAUGUACGAUUGUGGAUGGAAUGUUGAGCAUUUUCGGGGUUGUUUGAAAAGCUUGGAAGGCUUGAUUCAGUUGCACCCUUCGGCUGUUGAUGGGCUGAAGAAUCGGGUGAUUGUGUUUGCGUCGUUUACCGGUGUAAGCCUGGACGGGCACAUUAUGUUAUUCACCGGAGAUGUUCAAAGAAAUUGGUUGGAUUUGAUCCAAAAUAUAGAGAAACAGGAUGCCUAUCUUCGGAAGCUACCAGCAUACGAAUAUGCACUAUCGCAGGUGCUUCGGAACAUAAGAAUUGGUCGUCGAAAGUUUAUGCCCAAAGCUCAAGCGAUGGCUUAUGCUUCACAUCUAAGAAAAAUGACCACGAGUCUAUUGGAUUAUUUGGGUAGAUCCAAGUUCCCUAAAACAUGGCCACCAGAUCUUUCACAAUUCGAGUUAGUAGUAGAAUCGGAAGCUGGCCCGUUGAUGGUAAGCCCGACCGGUCAAUUAAUAGUUCCAGCGACCUGUCCUGGAUCUUUGCUAGUCGAUUUUUUGUCGAAUCACAUGCAUGAGUCGCUCGCAAAACAAGAAUCCUACGAUCGUCAGAAAUACGUAGAACGAGAUCUGCAUUCGCGUUGCCUGAAGAAAUUUCGAAUGUUAUCCCUCGAGAAGGACGAUUCCGUCACACCAGAUCGCAUGAUUGAAUGUCUCGAGAAGAUGAUCUCAACCGAAGGGCUAGAAUUGAACGAUAUUCAUUUAAACGUUACGACCUACUAUUCGGUACUGGCAGAUGGAACCGUUUGCAUUCCCUGGGAUUGGAAAUAAUGGGAAUAAUACUUGUUCAGAGUCAAUUGUAGAAAAUUGUAAAAUUACAAAUAUAUUCAUAUACAAUACAUGAGGCACUUAGGAUCAGAGGGGUGCAAGUGAUUUUUUAUCAAAACUGAGAUAAACUGUUUUUUGGAUAGUUAAAGUAUAGAUUAACAUUCUGUAGAAGACACAGGUCAAAAGAAAAAAUAUUUCGAUAUUUUUAAGCUAU